Messenger RNA from Megalopta genalis, 954 nucleotides. RefSeq names its product glutathione S-transferase D5-like. Gene Ontology annotation, molecular function: glutathione transferase activity. Gene Ontology annotation, biological process: glutathione metabolic process. NCBI's taxonomy places the organism in Eukaryota, Metazoa, Arthropoda, Insecta, Hymenoptera, Halictidae. The record is from RefSeq and is a predicted model, not a curated record.
AAGUCGAUUUACCAUAUAAAAUGUUUUUGUUUCUUCAGUGUUUCAGUUUAAACAAUGAAACUCUAUUCCGUUUCCGAUGAACUAUCGUCUGUAGCAUGUCGCCAAGCAUUAAAAGCUUUAGAUAUUGACUAUGAAUUCGUGUCUAUCAAUUUGGUAAAGGCGGACACAUGGCAGAGGAAUACGUUAUUAAAAGUCUAUAACUUGAAAAGUAACACAUAAUAAUAAUUUCUGUAAUGUUAUUAUUACAGCUAAAUCCGCAAAAGGAAAUACCUGUUUUGGUUGAUGGUGAUUUGGUAAUGGGUGAAAGGUAUUUUUAAAAUAUGUUGGUCCAUUGAUGUAGUAACCAUAUAAAAUUUGAAGUAAAUUUUGAUAUGUUAUGCAAUUUCUUUGUACAUGUACAUAUCGGCAAUAUCUGAGUGAUAAGUACGAUACAGAUGGUAAACUGUAUCCAAAAGAUGCAAAGACAAGAGCGAUUGUCAAUCAUCGUUUGUGCUUCAAUUUGGCCAUGUAUUAUCGCAACAUUUCUGAAUACGUGGUACGUAUCCAGUCUAUAAUAAGCUUAAUUAUUCUUACAGACACAUUGACUAUCGCUGAUUUCCCACUGAUCACCGCCACUCUGUGUCUAGAAGCAAUCGAUUUCAAAUUAAAUCAAUGGCCUCGUAUACAAAAAUGGUACAAUAAUUUCAAAAUAAAACAUCCAGAGUUAUGGAAAAUCGCUGAGUCAGGCAUGGAAAAAAUUUGAGAAUGCGAAAAAAACCCACUAAUCAUGCUGCCUGAUAUGGAUCAUCCGAUACACCCUGUUCGCAAAAACCAAGCUUUUUUAACCGCUCAAAACUCAUGUCUUAAAAAAGUAUGUAUACACUUUGAUACCGUAGUAUACUUAAAUCUUCAUUUAUAUAUUGAAGCAUUGAAACUGUAACAAUAAAUAAAAUAAAAUAUAAAUAAAAUAUUGAU